GUUGCUGUCGUGGUUGGUAGCGGCCGGGACCCUGCGGUGUGUGGAAGCGCUGGUCUCCUCGGGCAGUGGGUGGUUUCUCCUGUGUAUCCCUUCUAGGACACUCGAACGAAGAUUUGUUUCUUUUUUUGCUUCCUCCCUUUUCUUUUCCUCCUCCUUCGCUUUUCUGAGGCUUUUAAAACAAACACAAAUUUUAAGCAAUUUUCCGCCGGUGUCGUCUUGAAAAAAACACAUCUUUUGAUUUCUUUUUUGCUUGACAUCUGGGAAACCGACCCCCGCUCUCAGAACUAACCAAAGACAAUGGUUCACUGUGCAGGCUGCAAAAGGCCAAUCUUGGACCGGUUUUUGUUGAAUGUACUGGACAGGGCUUGGCAUGUGAAGUGUGUUCAGUGCUGUGAAUGUAAAUGCAAUUUGACAGAGAAAUGCUUUUCGCGAGAAGGCAAGCUUUACUGCAAAAACGACUUCUUUCGGUGUUUCGGGACCAAGUGCGCGGGCUGUGCCCAGGGCAUCUCCCCCAGCGAUCUGGUCCGCAGGGCGCGGAGCAAAGUGUUCCACUUGAACUGUUUUACGUGUAUGAUGUGUAACAAGCAACUCUCCACCGGCGAGGAGCUCUACAUCAUAGACGAAAACAAGUUUGUCUGCAAAGAAGAUUACCUAAAUAACAGCAAUACUGCCAAAGAAAACAGCCUGCAUUCAGCCACCACCGGCAGUGACCCCAGCCUGUCCCCCGACUCCCAAGACCCUUCCCAGGACGACGCCAAGGACUCGGAAAGCGCCAACGUGUCCGACAAGGAGACGGGCAGCAACGAAAACGACGACCAGAACCUGGGGGCGAAGCGGCGGGGGCCCCGCACCACCAUCAAAGCCAAACAGCUAGAGACUCUGAAAGCCGCCUUUGCGGCCACCCCAAAACCCACCCGGCACAUCAGGGAGCAGCUGGCACAGGAGACCGGCCUCAACAUGCGGGUCAUCCAGGUCUGGUUCCAGAACCGGCGCUCCAAGGAGCGGCGGAUGAAGCAGCUGAGCGCGCUGGGCGCCCGGCGGCACGCCUUCUUCCGCAGCCCGCGCAGGAUGCGGCCGCUGGUGGACCGGCUGGAGCCCGGCGAGCUCAUCCCCAACGGGCCCUUCUCCUUCUACGGAGAUUAUCAGAGCGAGUAUUACGGCCCUGGAAGCAAUUACGAUUUCUUCCCACAAGGACCUCCAUCAUCCCAAGCUCAGACGCCCGUGGAUCUCCCAUUCGUGCCCUCUUCGGGGCCAUCGGGCACCCCCCUGGGGGCUAUGGACCACCCCCUGCCCGGACAUCACCCCCCCAGCGAGGCCCAGCGCUUCACUGACAUCAUGUCACAUCCCCCGGGAGACUCGCCCAGCCCCGAACCCAACCUGCCUGGGUCCUUGCACUCCAUGUCCGCGGAAGUUUUUGGCCCUAGUCCUCCGUUUUCUUCACUAUCUGUCAACGGUGGUGCUAACUACGGCAAUCACUUGUCACACCCCCCCGAAAUGAACGAAGCGGCUGUGUGGUAGCUUUAAAACAGACUGGGUCUAAGUAAGUGAUGAUCAUCUAGUCUGCUUAUUGUUACGGUGUACAGAAAUGAAUACAUAGAACAUCUCUCCUGCCCUGAGACAAUAUUACCUUGGGCACGAACUGAACCCAAAUCGCUCCAAGGGAAGCUUUGCUCUAGACCAGGACAAUCUCCGCGUUACGGUUGUAUCCAACAG
This is a messenger RNA of Melopsittacus undulatus (budgerigar), 1713 nucleotides long. It is a transcript of the gene LHX1, whose product is annotated as LIM homeobox 1. NCBI's taxonomy places the organism in Eukaryota, Metazoa, Chordata, Aves, Psittaciformes, Psittaculidae. Gene Ontology annotation, biological process: neuron differentiation; regulation of transcription by RNA polymerase II. Bases 298 to 1518 code for a protein of 406 amino acids. Gene Ontology annotation, cellular component: nucleus. The record is from RefSeq and is a predicted model, not a curated record. The transcript is spliced from 5 exons. Gene Ontology annotation, molecular function: DNA-binding transcription factor activity, RNA polymerase II-specific; RNA polymerase II transcription regulatory region sequence-specific DNA binding; zinc ion binding.